UUAUCGUUAAAUAUGCAAUCCGAACUAGAUUUACUCAAACAAGAGAAUGCCAGACUUAUGACUAGAAUCUCGGAACUGGAACAAACUGUGAAAGAAAAAGAUGAGCUUAUGGCUAGAAUUGUGGAAUUGGAGCAGACUGCAAAGUUAAGUCAAACGGAAAAUGUCGAGCUCAAGGCUGAAAUUGCUGAAUUGAGACGAGCUGUUAAGAAUAUUGAAAAGCAAAAUCGAAUAGUUACUAAUGAUUUAAAAUCUCCGGAAUAUUCCACUCCAUUACCUAACAAGA
Messenger RNA from Diversispora eburnea, 283 nucleotides. Lineage: Eukaryota; Fungi; Glomeromycota; Glomeromycetes; Diversisporales; Diversisporaceae. The record is from the annotation of a GenBank genome assembly.